Messenger RNA from Mytilinidion resinicola, 2945 nucleotides. Its product is annotated as TrkH-domain-containing protein. The transcript has 6 exons. The record is from RefSeq and is a predicted model, not a curated record. Gene Ontology annotation, cellular component: plasma membrane. Gene Ontology annotation, biological process: intracellular potassium ion homeostasis; potassium ion import across plasma membrane. Lineage: Eukaryota; Fungi; Ascomycota; Dothideomycetes; Mytilinidiales; Mytilinidiaceae. Gene Ontology annotation, molecular function: high-affinity potassium ion transmembrane transporter activity. The coding region runs from base 317 to 2662 and encodes 781 amino acids.
UGCCUACAACGAGUCCCCCUUGGCUCAAUCCGACUUUUCUACGGUAGUCGCAUCGAAUGGGAGCUGUUGCUCUAGCCACGUCGUCUGCUUACCUUUGUCACGAAACGAAUAGCACGCCCUUCUUUAUCGACCUCACCACAGAGCGAGCAAUGCUGCAACCAUGAGCUGCUAUCCGCCGUACCGUGAAUGCAAGACCGCUAUACCUUGCGCAACUCCGCGCUCAUCUCCCUACCUCUUAUGCCACGGCAGUCCCUAGACACCUCCGUUCUUCCCAACAUACUCGAAUCUCUCUGAAGUGUUAGAAGUUUUAGCCAGCAUGGCAUGGAUCAAGUCGCCGCCAACUCUUCGCCGAGUCCCUCGUGUCCUCCAUCGAAACCUGCCUCCUAUCAACUUCAUCACUAUACACUACAUAUACUUUAUUGGAACAUGCCUCCUGUCUGCCCUUAUAUUCUGGGGCGCUUCAACGCCUUCGAAGAGCGUGAGAUUCAUCGACGCGCUGUUCCUGUGUGUUAGUGCUAUGACCUUAGCGGGCUUGAAUACGGUUAACCUCUCUACAUUGAACACCUUCCAGCAAAUCGAGCUGUUCUUCCUGAUAAUGCUUGGUUCUGCGAUAUUCGUAUCAGCAUUCGUAGUUCAUGUUAGGAAGAGAGCGUUCGAACACAAGUUUGCAGCGGUAGUCGAAAAGGACCGGCAGAGACGUGAAAGGGCAAAGAGCUCAGGUCAUAGCAUGUCAAGAUCACUGGUCCGGCGGUUAUCGAUGAGCUUCUCACGAUCUGACAACAGACUUGGUGUUCCGGGGAAGAGCAUACGGGCUUCGGAAAAUCAUGAUUCGAUCACACAAGAGAAGGCCCCAGGUGCAUUGGAUAAUUCUAGUACGCUGGAUAUGGGCUCAAACCUUCAGGCUGAAAAAGAUGGGCUGAGCCCCCAAGCGCAGGAUCAAUCUUCAGCAACGCAGAAUGGUUUGACUCGGCGCUCCUCAGCCGUUCAAACCCUGCCCGGAUCAGUUCAAUCAGCAGCGGAGACCUUCAGAAUGCCUACGACCGCGAGUGAUUCCGGCUCGCCUCUAGACCAUAACAGCAGUUCUAACCCCACUGAAGCAUUUCGGAGGCAGUCUAGAGUGAAUUCGCCCUCCACUUUUGAAGAUGCCAUUACGGAUGAUGCCUCUCCUGACCAUAUUUCUUUUGGGCCAGAUACCCUUUUUAGAACGUUUCCUGCGGACUCAGGUACAUUACGGCAUCACCGCAUCUUGUCCAUGCAGGGAGUGGGUGCCCAUUCGGACGCUAGCAUCAAACUAAGAACGAAUUCUCAAACAAACGUGCACCCAGAUGUUGUUCCAGAGUCAUUUGGAAUUAGGGCAAGAAGAUAUAUCCCAUUUACAUCUUCUGGCCGUCUAUCGCGCAACUCCCAAUUCCAUGGACUUAGCGAAGCACAGAGAGAACACCUAGGCGGCUGCGAAUAUCGAGCAAUCCAACUUCUGUCCUGGGUGGUGCCUCUGUACUUCAUCUUAUUCCAGCUCCUUGGUUGCUUGGGUAUUGGUGCCUAUGUCGCCAACAACAAAGCUAGCGUGACCGAAAGGAACGGACUGAAUCCGUGGUGGGUGGGAAGUUUUAAUGCAGUGUCCGCUUUCAACAAUUCGGGGAUGAGCUUGCUUGAUGCAAAUAUGGUCGCCUUCCAAACAUCCAUCUACAUGCUUAUCACGAUGGGUCUUCUCAUUCUAGCAGGCAAUACCUGCUACCCAAUUUUUCUCAGAUUGAUCGUAUGGGUAUUUUACAAACUGGUCCCGAACGGUGAGAGCUGGAGCGAGACCCGCAAAACACUGAAGUUUUUGUUGGAUCAUCCAAGAAGAUGCUACACGAAUCUUUUUCCUGCGCAACACACUUGGUGGUUGCUCGUCUCCGUCGUCGCGUUGAAUGGGAUCGAUUGGCUCGCUUUUGAAGUUUUGAAUAUUGGCAACGACGCUAUUACCUCGCUCCCGGCCGGAAUGGAGGUCAUCGAUGGACUCUUCCAAGCCCUCGCAGUCCGUAGCGGUGGCUUCUACGUGGUGCCUAUUCCGAACGUCCGCAUCAGUUUGCAAGUUCUUUACGUUGUGAUGAUGUACAUAAGCGUGUACCCAGUUGUAAUUACAAUGCGAAACUCUAAUGUAUAUGAAGAGCGCAGCCUGGGUAUUUACUCCGACGAUCCUGGAUAUGACGCUGUCAUCGCGUCCUCAUCCUUCUUCAGCAAACUUCGCCGCACCAUUACCGGAAAGCGUUGGGAGCAAAGAACCUCAUAUUUCGUGCGACAGCAGCUCCGCGCCCAGCUCGCGCACGACGCGUGGUGGAUCGUACUCGCCAUCUUCCUGAUCAUGAUCAUCGAGGGCUCUCAGUUCGAACGCAAUCCGGCCAUAUUCAGCGUCUUCAAUGUCAUUUUUGAAGUUGUCUCGGGCUACGGCUGCGUGGGUAUUUCUGUCGGCUUGCCGAAUGAGGCGUAUAGUUUCUGUGGUAGCUGGCAUACACUCAGCAAACUCAUCCUUUGUGCUGUCAUGCUUAGAGGGAGACACAGGGGAUUGCCCGUCGCGAUUGAUAAGGCAGUUCUUUUGCCUGGAGAAGGACUCCAUCAGGCGGAGGAGGAGGAUGCCCAGAUACGGAUGGAGAGGACAAUUAGCCGGGGAACAGCUGUUUGAGCUGUCACCGAGCCUACUGUGUCUCUUUGGAAAAUUCUUUGCAUAACCUUCGGGAAUUAUACGGUGUUGAACGGCACGUUGUCUCUAUAUUAGUAGAUCGUUCGCUACCAAUUUUGUAUGACAUGAAGCUGUUAUUUGAGUCUUUUUGCAUGAUGCGUGACUGUUCAGUUUUUCUGGUAGCUUCAGAGAAGUUUGAGAUGGUCGGGGCUGCUUGGCUGGUUUCUGGUUGUUGUUUUGAUGGGAGAUACGGGUUUGAUGUUGGAGAUGUUGGAGGUGUUGGACC